CGCUGUGAACGGUUACAGUGCGCCCCGGAGGGAGCAAAACUCGGCAUUCGGAUUAAUAUAUAAAGCAGAUCGUUGUCAAUCAACAUUACUCAGUCAACGUUCAGUAUUAAUACACUUAACAUCAACAAAAAAAAUUAUUUAUUUACAAUGGCAUUCAAAACUGUCGCCGUCUUCGCCUGCGUGCUGGCUUCCGCACUUGCCGGUCCAGUAGCCCCCGCCUACCCGGCACCGUCUGCCUACCCAGCACCAUCGGCAUACCCAGCACCAUCAGCUUACCCAGCACCAUCAGCUUACCCAGCACCAUCAGCUUACCCAGCACCAUCAGCAUACCCAGCACCAGCUUACAAGCCUGCCUCAUACUCAGCACCUAAGGCAUACGCCCCAGAAGCCGCAUACGCCCCAGCCCCAUACAACUUCGACUACAGCGUGCACGACGACUCCACCUACGACAUCAAGAGCCAAUCCGAAUACAGUGACGGAAACGGUUACGUCAAGGGAUCUUACAGCCUGGUCGAAGCCGACGGUACCAAGAGAAUUGUUGAAUACACCGCCGACGACGUUAACGGAUUCAACGCUGAAGUUAAGAAGGAAGGAACCCCAUCUUACAGUUCUGCCCCAGCCUACAAACCAGCCUACAAGGCUCCAGCUUACCCAGCUGCUCCAGCUUACCCAUCGGCCCCAGCUUACCCAGCUGCCCCAGCAUACUCUGCUGCCCCGGCUUACUCUGCUGCCCCAGCCUACAAGCCAGCAUACAAGCCAGCCUACCCAGCUGCCCCAGCUUACCCAGCUGCACCAGCAUACCCAACUUACCAAGCUGCCCCAGCUUACCCAGCUGCCCCAGCUUACCCAACUGAGUCCUACCCAGCUGAACCUUCCUACCCAUCUUACCCAGCUGCCCCAGCUUACCCAGCCCCAGCCUACCCGGCCGCCCCAGCUUACCCAGCACCAGCCUACCCAGCUGCCCCAGCAUACCCAGCACCAGCCUACCCAGCUGCCCCAGCUUACCCAGCUGCACCAGCCUACCCAGCUGCACCAGCCUACAAGCCAGCCCCGUACUCCGCCCCCAAGCCGUACGCCCCAGAACCAGCCUACUCCGCCCCGUCACCGUACAACUUCGACUACAGCGUACACGACACCUACACCGGUGACAUCAAAAGCCAAAACGAAUACGCCGACGCCAACGGUUACGUCAAGGGCUCCUACAGCCUUGUAGAACCCGACGGCAGCAAGCGCACCGUGGAAUACACCGCCGACGACUACAACGGUUUCAACGCUGAAGUCAAGAAGGAAGGUGGAUACCCAGCACCAGCCGCUUACUCCGCACCGGCCCCGGCCUACAAGCCCACCCCAGCCCCAUACAAGCCCGCGUACUAAUAACGCUACCGUCUCAAAUCACUGAACGUUGCAUCUCAUACGCCGACAUCAUCAUUGACGAUUUCGAAGACUGUUUUAAGUCUCAGAACAUUUUCGUAACUGUAUAACACACGCAACCACAAGCGUGUGUUUUCUCAUAUAUAUAUAUUUAUGUAUUUACUAUUGUCAUCGGUUUCAUCUUGUGUUUUUUUUUGUAAAUAAACGUCAUCCAUGUCGUAACAGAUAA
Messenger RNA from Rhopalosiphum padi (bird cherry-oat aphid), 1600 nucleotides. Its product is annotated as adhesive plaque matrix protein-like. Gene Ontology annotation, cellular component: extracellular matrix. NCBI's taxonomy places the organism in Eukaryota, Metazoa, Arthropoda, Insecta, Hemiptera, Aphididae. The record is from RefSeq and is a predicted model, not a curated record. The transcript has 3 exons. Bases 148 to 1374 code for a protein of 408 amino acids.